Procambarus clarkii (red swamp crayfish) is the source of this 642-nucleotide messenger RNA. The record is from RefSeq and is a predicted model, not a curated record. NCBI's taxonomy places the organism in Eukaryota, Metazoa, Arthropoda, Malacostraca, Decapoda, Cambaridae.
AUGUUUGCUGUUAGGAACAGCACUUUUGGCCUCGAAUGCCGUCAGAAGCAGCCACGACUGAAGCAGCCACGACUGAAGCAGCCACGACUGAAGCAGCCACGACUGAAGCAGCCACGACUGAAGCAGCCACGACUGAAGCAGCCACGACUGAAGCAAGCCACGACUGAAGCAGCCACGACUGAAGCAGCCACGACUGAAACAGCCACGACUGAAGCAACCACGACUGAAGCAGCCACGACUGAAGCAGCCACGACUGAAGCAGCCACGACUGAAGCAGCCACGACUGAAGCAGCCACGACUGAAGCAGCCACGACUGAAGCAGCCACGACUGAAGCAGCCACGACUGAAGCAGCCACGACUGAAGCAGCCACGACUGAAGCAACCACGACUGAAGCAGCCACGACUGAAGCAGCCACGACUGAAGCAGCCACGACUGAAGCAGCCACGACUGAAGCAGCCACGACUGAAGCAGCCACGACUGAAGCAGCCACGACUGAAGCAGCCACGACUGAAACAACCACGACUGAAGCAGCCACGACUGAAGCAGCCACGACUGAAGCAGCCACGACUGAAGCAGCCACGACUGAAGCAGCCACGACUGAAGCAGCCACGACUGAAGCAGCCACGACUGAGCCAGACUGA